Molecule: messenger RNA, 2007 nt
Organism: Mytilinidion resinicola
Lineage: Eukaryota; Fungi; Ascomycota; Dothideomycetes; Mytilinidiales; Mytilinidiaceae
Exons: 6
Coding region: 90-1919 (609 amino acids)
Biological process (GO): protein deubiquitination
Cellular component (GO): nucleus; cytosol
Source: RefSeq, a predicted model, not a curated record
GUCUCAAUGCGCAAACAACCCGCUGCGGAGCUGUCUCUGCUUUAAAACCCCAAGGCUCUCCCUCUGUGCUCUGCACUAUCUCCGUUACCAUGGACGAAAACGUCGCCUCCCUCAUAAGCAUCUGCGGCGUGACCGAUGCUGAAGCCCGCCAGCUGCUUAGGGAAAACAACGACGACCUCAACAAUGCGGCCUCACAAUUCUUCGAAAAAGGUGCACCCACGGGCAACGAUCCUGAUAGGUAUGAUGACAGCCUCUUCGCAGCUGACCGGGAGGGUUUUACUGAUGGAUCCCGGUCCAGGCCUUUCCACAUCGACGGCGGCGUUGUUGGCGACUAUAGCACAACUCCGACAAGACCACCCUCCCGAAUUAGCGAUCGCUCCAUGGCAGACUCCGGGAUGGAAAUGUCAAACGUGGCAAUAAAAAGUGUAGAAGGGCCCGGUCAGGAAUCUGGUGUCAUAGGUAAUAGUAGGGCUGUCUUUGGCCCCGCGCCCAAAGAUGCACACUAUGAUGCUCAAAGCUGGGCUAUGACAUUGGUAGGAACGCAGGAGACGGUGCUAGACGUUGCUGCGGAUCAGCGAAAGCGGGAAGAGGGUGGCCCCGCCUUUCUCAAACCGAUGGCAAACGGAGACUACCUUCCCAGCCUAGUCACGAUGCUCUCCACUAUCCCAUCGAUCAGAAACCUACUCCUGUGUCCAGCGCAUGUUGCCACAGACUACGAGCGAGAGGAGGGCUGGUGGAGGGGCACCCCUAUAACUCCGCCAGCACGAAUCGCAGUAGAUGGCGAGCUGAGCCAGACCGAUCAGCUUGAACUAAUUCACGAGGUGCAACGGCUUAUGGCCUUCCUCGACCGCACGGAUCGGGCCUACGGCAGCGCCGAACCCCUGUCUAAGCUAGAAGCUUUCACCAAUGCCAUUCCACAGGAACCUGAAGCCACGAGUCUCGAAAAGUUCCUACUUGGGUGGGAACGUGCCGUCGAGGUUUCGGGACUGCAAAGCGGUUUGCAGACUUCUCUGCAUACUGAGGUGAUAGCUAAUGGCACAGUUCAAAACUCACACUUCCUUGAUGCCACGGUUGUACACAAUGUACCGGGCGAAAAGGUCUCACUCUAUGACGUUCUGGAUUCGCACUUGUUCACCUACACCGCCAGCGCUUAUGUGAAGACCCUUGGUGACGUGAUGGUCAUUAGGCUGAGCAGUUCCGACGGCUCCGCGACAAAGUUAGAUGUGGAGAUACCUGGGGUCUUCUAUGCAGACCGAUACAUGGCCUGCAAUGAGGCCAUUGUCUCGCAGAUGCUCAGAGAUGCUGCACAGCAUGAGUUGAAGAUUGCCGACAUCAACCGCAAGAUUAACAAAAUAAAGUACCACCACAGCAAGAAGACCGGCAAGUCUGUGGAGUCCCUCAAGCUGCUGAACUCAAGCAUGAAGGCUUUCGGGACUUUGGAAGGACCUGAGGGACAGGUUGAUGAUGCAAACGUAACUCUUCAGGAGCUUCAAAAGAUAUACAACAGCAUUAAGCUCAAGCUAAAAGAGCUUGAUGAACAGAAGACGAAGACCCGUGAGAUUCUCGACGGUAUUAACAGCAUCUUCAAACCGCCUGUCGAGAAGGCUAGCCCUGCUACCAAUGGCGACACUAUGACAGGUAUCGAGACGAUCGAUUCCACGAAUCCCCUCAAGGAAGAGUUCAUUCCGAAAUACAAGCAAAGGCUCUGCGCAGUCUCCACUGAGCCGAACACGAUAUACCUCCGUAACGCAGUAUCCGCGCCUGACGACAAGCGUUGGUGGCGGAUUCAGUACCAGUACGACUACGACAGCCCGUUGAUACUACGAGAGGUAAACCCAUCCCUUGCUCAAACUUCUCAGCAUACUAACAAACCUGACGAAACAGCAAGUAACCGAAGCAGUCGUCCUCAAACGCGUUAGCGACGAGCAUAAAGAAGCUCUUCUCAUUUACGCCAGCGACGAAGCCACCAGCGAGCCUUUCCGACCACUUCCGAAACCCCUCGCAGAC